AUGAGGAUUAUUCAUGGAUCAGGUUACACAGAAGAGGACAGGAAAAGCUUCACAAAACUGGUUUACCAAAACAUAUUUACUGCAAUGCAAGCGAUGAUCAGAGCCAUGGACACUCUCAAGAUACAGUACACAUUCAAGGAGAAUGAGGUAAGCCAUGCUCAGAUGAUCAAAGAAGUGGAAGUGGAUAAAGUGAGAGUGCUGGAAAGAAAACAAGUUGAAGCAAUCAAGAAGCUCUGGGAAGACUCAGGAAUUCAAGAAUGCUACGACAGACGGAGGGAGUACCAACUCUCAGACUCUGCUAAGUAUUAUCUUACUGACCUUGAUCGUAUUGCUAUGCCUUCAUUUGUGCCAACUCAGCAAGAUAUUCUUAGAGUCCGAGUGCCAACUACAGGAAUUAUUGAGUAUCCUUUUGAUUUAGAAAAUAUUAUAUUUAGGAUGGUGGAUGUAGGUGGCCAAAGGUCAGAAAGAAGGAAGUGGAUCCAUUGUUUUGAAAGUGUUACUUCCAUCAUUUUCUUAGUUGCAUUAAGUGAAUAUGAUCAAGUCUUGGCAGAAUGUGACAAUGAGAAUCGAAUGGAAGAAAGCAAGGCCUUAUUUAAAACUAUCAUUACAUAUCCCUGGUUUCUGAAUUCUUCAGUUAUUUUGUUUUUAAAUAAAAAAGAUCUUCUAGAAGAGAAAAUAAUGUAUUCCCAUCUAAUUAGUUACUUUCCAGAAUACACAGGACCUAAACAAGAUGUCAAAGCUGCUAGAGACUUCAUUUUGAAGCUGUAUCAGGAUCAGAAUCCAGACAAGGAGAAAGUAAUCUACUCCCACUUCACUUGUGCCACGGACACAGAAAAUAUUCGUUUUGUCUUCGCUGCCGUCAAGGACACGAUCCUGCAGUUAAACCUGAGGGAGUUCAACCUGGUUUAA
This is a messenger RNA of Pygoscelis adeliae (Adelie penguin), 909 nucleotides long. RefSeq names its product guanine nucleotide binding protein (G protein), alpha 14 (gene GNA14). Lineage: Eukaryota; Metazoa; Chordata; Aves; Sphenisciformes; Spheniscidae. The transcript is spliced from 6 exons. The record is from RefSeq and is a predicted model, not a curated record. Gene Ontology annotation, biological process: adenylate cyclase-modulating G protein-coupled receptor signaling pathway; phospholipase C-activating dopamine receptor signaling pathway; action potential. Gene Ontology annotation, cellular component: heterotrimeric G-protein complex. The coding region runs from base 1 to 909 and encodes 302 amino acids. Gene Ontology annotation, molecular function: guanyl nucleotide binding; G-protein beta/gamma-subunit complex binding; GTPase activity.